Labeo rohita (rohu) is the source of this 4838-nucleotide messenger RNA. RefSeq names its product FERM domain-containing protein 7. The transcript has 12 exons. Gene Ontology annotation, cellular component: cytoskeleton. The coding region runs from base 163 to 2337 and encodes 724 amino acids. NCBI's taxonomy places the organism in Eukaryota, Metazoa, Chordata, Actinopteri, Cypriniformes, Cyprinidae. Gene Ontology annotation, molecular function: guanyl-nucleotide exchange factor activity; cytoskeletal protein binding. The record is from RefSeq and is a predicted model, not a curated record.
GCUGCUCAGUUUAAGAACAGGAUGCGUGGACACUCGUCACGAGACCGCCGCGCGCAACUCACUCACUACACCAUUAAACGGAUAAUAUUACACAUUAUGGACUCUCGGUCCCUUAUUUAAAAGAAAAGUGUGGUGCUUAAACCCUAAACGGACGCACAGAAGAUGGGUGAUAAGUUCGAGCUGCUGAAGACACCUGUCAAUAGGACAGCUGCGCGGAAGAAGAACAAGAAUGAGAAACUGCGAUUACGCGUCAUCUUUUUAGACGACAGCGAGAGAGUUUUCGAGGUGGAGAGAAAGAUUCUGGGCUCUGAUUUCUUCAAUAAGGUGUGUGGUCAUCUAAAGCUCCUGGAGAAAGAAUACUUUGGCCUUGAGUUUCGUCACCAUACUGGCAGCUAUGUCUGGCUUGAACUUCUGAAACCAGUGGCUAAGCAAAUCAAAAGUAUUAGUGAUGUGGCGUUUCACUUUAUAGUAAAGUUCUUCCCUCCUGACCCUGGGCAGCUGCAGAGAGGCUUAACCAGGUAUCUGUUUGCCCUUCAGAUCAAACAGGAUCUGUCAAAUGGCAGCCUUACCUGUAACGAUAACAGCGCCGCCCUGCUGGUCUCUCAUAUACUGCAAGCAGAAAUCGGGGAUUAUGACGACGAAUUGGAUGCUCAUCAUCUUGAAAAUAAGCAAUAUGUGCCAAACCAAGAAUACUUAGACCACAAAAUCAUUCGCUUUCACAAAAAGCACAGAGGUCACACUCCUGCUGAAUCAGAUGUGCAUUUGCUGGAGGUUGCCCGGAAAAUGGACAUGUACGGGAUCCGCCCUCACCCUGCCCAUGAUGGAGAAGGCAUGAGGAUCAACCUCGCUGUCACACAUAUGGGAGUACUCGUUUUUUCAGGUACUGGAAACACAAAGAUCAAUACCUUCAGCUGGGCCAAGAUCCGAAAGCUGAGCUUCAAGAGAAAACAUUUCCUCAUCAAACUCCACACUGAGACUGGGCCUUCAAGGAGAGACACUGUUGAGUUUUCCAUGGCCAGCAGAGAUGUGUGUAAGGCAUUCUGGAAGAUGUGCGUGGAGUAUCAUGCUUUCUUCAGACUUGCUGAAGAGCCCAAGUCACAUCAAAAGUCCAUUCUUUCCAGCAAAGGAUCCAGUUUCAGAUACAGUGGCAGGACACAGAAGCAACUUCUUGAGUGUGUGGGCUCUGGAGACAAGAAACAUUUGCCUUUUGAAAGAAGCUAUUGCAAGUCUGAAUAUGACACUCGACAGUGCAGAUCGUCUCCUGACAUACUGACUGACGUCUCUAAGCAGUUGUAUGAGCAUCUACCUCCCGACCCAACUGUUGCUGGGCAACACAGCGAACAGACAGGCGUAGCAAAGCGCAGCCUAUCCGCUGUGGAAGUCAUGUUCGCUAAUGAGCUGGAACGAUCUAGGCCCUUGUCAAGAAAUCCUGCCUUCUCAAGCAACUCUGCCUCACCCAAGCUCCGUUCCCUUUCCACAUCAGGAGCCGAACAUCGUGGUAGAGGAGCUCAGAGACAGAAGGCGAAGAGACAAUUGUCUCCUAGCACCCAACAUCUUGUGCUUCUCUAUCCUAACACACCCCAUCUACAGUUCCACCCAGUCCUGCCAACUUUCCCUCUCGCCACUCACCCGUACCUACUGCAAGACCACACGUCCUCAUCCCUAGACCGCCUCCCUCAAACCCAUCACAACCAUGUGCCUCUGCAGUACUUGCCUAGACAAAUUGCUCACUCAUCCUUGCCGUCCUCUUGCUUGUCGCCACAACUGCAGAAGCAGCAGGAAAGGCUCCGUCUCGCCGGCCAGGGAGAAUCACGAUUGUACCCUAGAGGAGGACUAGGACUUAGAGCUGGAUUGAACAGGAAACUGGACUUGAGUAGAGUGGAAGCAGGCCACUACAGCGACGACUCCACCUAUCAAACCGGCUUGCCGCGUCGAGCCUCGAGCCAACCAGACUUCAAAUUCCAACGACCUACACUUGCCUCAAACGCCGCUGCUUACGCAUCCGAGUAUCGUCCACUGGGAUAUUAUCCACACCUUUCUCGACACCAGGUUCCUACCAGGCCCACCUACCUUCCUCUAAGUCCUGCCCCUCUCCCAGAAAGACCCACUUCUUUAUGUGUUCUCGGCACAGGUAGCUAUAGUGAUUCGGAUUCAGACACAUUCUACCCCUACUUUCCUGCAAUUGGUAAAGUGGUACGUUCUGGUCCGCUGGCACGCAUGCGCUUUUCUUCGGGAAGCCUCCAACUUGACGAAGAGGAUGGAGAGGACGAGGACUUGGACUGCACGAACGAUGAGGAGAAUACAACUCUCACCACUGUUAAGGUGAUGAAGUUGUAGCCAUGGGCAGAAUCUUGAACCUUGGCUGUGAUUGAUGGGGAUCAACAAAUAAUAUAAACUGUUGGGGCUUGCAGACCUUGCACUCUCGGAAGAAAUGGUACAAAAACUGUGACUGGGGUGUACAUUUCUAAAUGUACACUUUUGUACCUUAUUUAAUCCUAAAGCACUCUUAAAGAGAAGCCUGGGUAUUGAGAUUUCUAUGGCUUAACAUAACAUUAAUGAUGUCUCUUACUAAAUAAUGUAGUAGGAAACCCAUUAAAGAUUUACGAUUUGCCAUUAUUUUGAUGACGUGAAAUGGUUGCACUCGGUGAGCUCCUGGCACUACCUGUUGCUAUUUUUACCGCAACACAACUCAGAAUACACAACUCGGAAAAUAAAAUACUAAUAUGAUGCCACAUUGUGUGGCUUUUGAUUGUAAUUUUCAGUCGAAGGGCAACAAGAGAAGCCAUGUAAGUCUUUGCUGCUUUCCUAGCAAUAAGAAGAGGAGAAAAGAAUGGGAAGAUGCCUGUGGAUUAAUAAAACUUCCUAAAGACCUGCGUCUUUGUUCUCUCCACUUUAGCCCUGAUGCCUUUAAGGCUUUUAGUAGACCACAGCUACUGUAAGAGCUGACAAAAUCGCACAGACAAGAAACGCUAGAUGCCAUCCUGGCAGGAUGUAAACAUGUCGACGCUUGUCGUGGUGCCGCAGCUACAGAAAGAGUUUCUCAGCAUAAAUUUCACUCGAUAUCUGGGAGCAUUUAGACUUCUUGUGGAGAAAAAUCAGUGGUAUGGCAUUUGGUUUAAAGGCCCAUUCACACCAAGAAUGAUAACUAUAACUACAACUAUAAAGAUAACGUUCUAAAAAUCAUUUCAAAUUUAAGAGAAUAGCAGAGUUCACGUCAGGACUGUAAUGAUAAUGAUACAGCGGAACAAUAUUGUUGGGAUCACUUUCAGGACGAUUUUUUACAGCUGAUGAAUGAUAAAACAUUGAUAGCUAAUCAGACUUUAAUCAAAUUUAAAGGGCUUGUGCAUUUGAAAUAGCAGGCGACAAGCUGGUUCUUUGCUGGUUUAUGCUGGUCUUAGCUGGUCAUGUUGCUGGUCAAGGACCAGCAUAAACCAGCUAAGGACCAGCAUAAACUUGCCUUAAGCCUAGGCUUAUAUCCAUUGCCACCUGUAAUCUCUUCCAAAAACUUUGGUCAUCGUAUCAGUAUUUUAAUUUCAGAGUUGUGUUGUGGUAAAAACAGUACCUUAUGAAAGUACCUAAUGAAAGGGUACUGCCCCAGUAACAGGUUUUGUACCAUUUUCUUCUAAGAGUGUUGGUGUAACAUUAUUAGUGAGGUGACAUGAAGUAAUAUUACUGUAAAUAAGAAAAAAGGGAAAUAUUUCAAGUCUAUUUGCAUCUAAAGUUAUAUUUUGUUCUAAGCAGCUUUGAAUUUAUGUGAAGGGAUAGGUUAUUUCAAAAUGAAAAUUGCGUUAUCAUUUACUCACCAAAAGGUGGUUUUUGCAUUGAUGAUGGCACUUUUUUGGUUCCCCAAAGAACCUUUCAGUGAACAGUUCUUAAAAGAACCAUUUUUCGAACACUUAAAGAACCUUUUGCAGAAUUAAAAGGUUCCAUGGAAAGGUUCUUCAUGGAACCAUAGAAGCUAAUAAAGAACCUUUAUGUUUAAGUGUGUGAAGGGCCACCUUUCAGCAAUGUUAGGUUCUAACCCCGAUUAAACACAUCUGAACCAGCUAAUCAAGAUCUUUAGGAUCACUAGAAACUUCCAGGCAGAUGUGAGACAAAACUCCACAAAAAAGCAUCCCUCUGGAAGCAGGUUUGGGCACCUCUGACCUGAAUGCAUCAUAUAGUACCUUAUGAAAGGGCACUGACCCAGUAACAGGUUUUGUACCAUUUUCUUCUAAGAGUGUGGGUGUAACAUUAUUAGUCAGGUGACAUGAAGUAAUAUUACUGUAAAUAAGAAAAAAGGGAAAUAUUUCAAGUCUCUAUUUGCUUCUAAAGUUAUAUUUUGCUCUAAGCAGCUUUGAAUUUAUGUAAAGGGAUAGGUUAUUCCAAAAUGAAAAUUGCGUUAUCAUUUACUCACCCCCAUGACUGACUUUCUUCUGUGGAACACAAAAUAAGAAUGAACUCCAGUACUGGAUCAAUCAGAUGCCUGAAUGUGUCAUUUAGAACAGCUUUAUGAACUAAAAAGAGUGAAAUGACUCAACACAUGAAUCAGACAUGAGAAGAAUGGACAGGAAAUUCUUUGAAUCUGUGUUUUACAGAAUUUGAAAGCAUGGGAGUGUGUAAAUGAUGACUAAAAUGUCAUUCUUUGGUAAACUAUACUUUUAAUUAGUUAUUAUUCCAUAAAAUGUACUAAACAUGUACAGAGUAAAUAUAAUUCUGUGGUGAUUCAAAGUUUUCAGGAAAAGUAAAGCCAAGUCUACAAUAAUGUAACUAAUAAUAAUUCAGCUAACAAUUAAAACAGACUUUCUGAUGUUUGUGUGACUGGAAAACAUGAACAAUUAUUUCUUUGACAUUUGUGU